Messenger RNA from Camelus dromedarius (Arabian camel), 981 nucleotides. RefSeq names its product U2 small nuclear RNA auxiliary factor 1 like 4 (gene U2AF1L4). Gene Ontology annotation, molecular function: pre-mRNA 3'-splice site binding; metal ion binding. Gene Ontology annotation, cellular component: U2AF complex; spliceosomal complex. The record is from RefSeq and is a predicted model, not a curated record. Gene Ontology annotation, biological process: mRNA splicing, via spliceosome. The transcript has 8 exons. NCBI's taxonomy places the organism in Eukaryota, Metazoa, Chordata, Mammalia, Artiodactyla, Camelidae. Bases 125 to 787 code for a protein of 220 amino acids.
CAACACGCAAGCGCACUAGGGAGUUUCUGAGUGUCCGGAGGCAGCAACGAACUACGUUUCCCAAUGCUCUUAAGCAACGGAAAGUGACGUAAAUAGCAGACAGAGUUGGAGGGUUCGGGUAAAAAUGGCUGAAUAUUUAGCUUCGAUAUUCGGGACAGAGAAGGACAAGGUUAACUGCUCUUUUUACUUUAAGAUCGGGGCCUGCCGGCACGGGGACCGGUGCUCCCGGCUUCACAACAAACCGACUUUCAGCCAGACCAUAGUGCUGCUCAACCUGUACCGGAAUCCACAGAACACCGCCCAAACCGCAGACGGAUCGCACUGUCACGUGAGCGACGUGGAGGUGCAAGAACACUAUGAUAACUUCUUUGAGGAAGUGUUCACGGAACUGCAGGAGAAGUACGGGGAGAUUGAAGAGAUGAAUGUGUGCGACAACCUGGGGGAUCACCUCGUGGGCAAUGUUUAUGUCAAGUUUCGGCGGGAGGAGGAUGCAGAGCGAGCAGUGGCUGAACUCAAUAACCGCUGGUUCAACGGGCAGGCAGUGCAUGCCGAGCUGUCUCCUGUGACUGACUUCCGGGAGUCAUGCUGUCGACAGUAUGAGAUGGGGGAAUGUACUCGCGGUGGUUUCUGCAACUUCAUGCACUUGCGGCCCAUCUCCCGCAACCUCAGGCGGCAGCUCUACGGGCGAGGACCCAGGCGCAGGUCACCCCCAAGGUCCCAUACCGGCCACCGUCCCAGAGAAAGAAACCGACGACGGUCCCCAGACCAUCGGCAUGGCCGUUUCUAAGACCCUGACCCCCUUGCCCUCCACCUCUGGCAGGCACAGAUGUUCCUGGCCAAGACCCCUCCUCAAAGCUCCCUAACUCCCCAGUGCCAUCUUCUCCAGGCUACAGGUCUCCAUGAUGUAAUAGAUUCAACACAGGGACCUUCUCUUGCUGCCCCUCCACUAAUAAAAUUCUGUAUUGAGGAUUUAGAUCUUUU